This is a messenger RNA of Adineta ricciae, 1800 nucleotides long. The record is from the annotation of a GenBank genome assembly. Lineage: Eukaryota; Metazoa; Rotifera; Eurotatoria; Adinetida; Adinetidae.
AUGGAGAUGAAUGAUCAUCACGGAGAAGAUCGAUCACCAAUCGAUAAUAUUCCAACUUCGACUGUUACAUCUUUAUAUACAAAUGGAUAUCCAUUGAUAAAAAGUCCAUCUGAUGUCAUCAAAUCUCAUUUUUCGAAUGGAUUUUGUCAUCGUUUACAAUAUAAAUUCAAAUCCAAACUUGAUCCUUUUGAAAUAAUAACAAAAAAAGAAUUGGAUAUUGCCGCUGAAUUCGGCCGUUUUCCUUACCGUCCCAGUAACCUUUUUCUCAAGAUCUUUUACAAUGUGAUUCGCACUCUUGAAUACGAUCCAUUAGGUGGUCGUGUCUCUCCAUCAUUAAUCGGUUCAUCAGGAAUCAUUCCUUUGACAAUAAUUUCUACUAUCCCUGAUAUAAUGCGUCAUUAUUAUCAAGUUAUCGUCAAUGCUCAGAAAGAGAUUCUCUUCGCAACAAUGUAUUGGGAAAGAAGUGAAAGUGCGAAUGUCAUUCGUCGCGCUUUUCAAGAUUUAGACAAACGGGCGAAUGCCGAACAUCGUCAUGUGAUUAUCAAAUUGAUGAUCGAUCAUCCAAAUAUCAUAAAUAGUGUUCAAUAUCAUUCAAUUCUUCAUCCAACUAAAUGGUCUGAUUACAAUCUUCCAACUCCAGAUGAAAUUCCCAAUAUAUCUCUUGAAGUUCAUAAUUAUCAUCAUUUCAUUAUGGGAACAUUUCAUUCGAAAUUUCUCAUAGUCGAUCGAAGAGUUGUACUUUUAAAUAGUAAUAAUAUUCAAGAUCGUCCAAAUCUCGAAAUGAUGUCACAAUAUGAAGGAGAGAUCGUUAAUUCAUUUUACGAUACAUUUUUGAUCUCAUGGUCGAUUCCUUUUCAACCAAAUCUUGUUUGUUUAAAUGACAAUCCUCUGAUUGAACAAUCACGCUUUGAAUAUCUGGAAAAUGAAAUUCCUUUGCAAAGAUUUCCAUUUGAUCAUAUCAAUCCAACAAAUAACAAACAAAAUUCUUCAUCACUUGUCGACCGAAUAUUCGAUUUUCAUCAAUCUUCAAAAUUGUCCAAUAUCUUCAUCAAAUCUUCAACUUCAUUUCAUAAAAAAUUUUCGAAUGAACAAAUCGAAAAAUUAACAUCCGAAUUUACUCCGUUUAUUUUUCACCGUUCACAUCAGCCAUUUCCAAUUGUAUUGGUCAAUCGUUCACCUCAUGGUACACCGAUGCAUAGGAAUAAAACAAAUCCACAAAAUACUGCGUGGAUAAGUGCCUUUAAAUUUGCGGAAAAAUCGAUUUUCAUUCAAACACCAACAUUCAAUGCUUCGCCAGCGAUCGAAGGAAUUAUUGAUGCUUGUCGAAGAGGAAUUAAAGUAACAUUGUGGCUUGGAUGGGGAUUCAAUGAUUUGAAAGAAGGUCGAGGAACAUUUCAAGGUGGAACAAAUAAACAAGUUGUAAAAAAGUUAUAUAAAAAAUUGAAGAAAAUUCAAAAUGGAAUCGAAAAUAAUCUCGAAGUGUUUUGGUAUGUAGCCAAAGAUCAAAUGAAUUCAAUUCAUUUUUCACAAAAGAAACGAAAUUGUCAUAUUAAAUUUAUGUCGAUUGAUGAUCAAGUUGCCAUUAUGGGUAACGCAAAUAUGGACAGUUUCUCUUGGUUUCAUUCACAGGAAAUAAAUACAAUGAUCGAUUCACCUUUGAUUGUUCAAGAUUGGAUCAAUGGUUUAUACAAAAAUCAAUCAACCAACAUUUAUGGAAAAUUGAAUAACGAUGGAGAAUGGUGUGAAAAUAAUCAACAAUCACAAAAACAAUCUUUUUCCUCUAUAACAAAUAAACUAUGA